Messenger RNA from Sarcophilus harrisii (Tasmanian devil), 2793 nucleotides. RefSeq names its product tripartite motif containing 14 (gene TRIM14). Bases 78 to 1550 code for a protein of 490 amino acids. Gene Ontology annotation, molecular function: protein binding; zinc ion binding. The record is from RefSeq and is a predicted model, not a curated record. The transcript has 6 exons. Lineage: Eukaryota; Metazoa; Chordata; Mammalia; Dasyuromorphia; Dasyuridae. Gene Ontology annotation, biological process: innate immune response.
UCUCCGCCCCUUUUCUCUGACACACAGGAAUUACAGAUAAAUGUUUCGACCCUUUAUUUUGCUCCUCCUCAGGGCAAAUGGCUAUGGCUGCUCCUUCGACCGCAGCCGCAGCGGACCUGGGACCGCGAAAAAUAUUCGGAGCCCGGGAAAUGUCCAGGGCCCCACAGCCUGAGGCUCCUGGCAAGUUCGGGGGACCGUGCGGGCGGCCCGGGGACGCAGCGGCGGGAGCAGGCCCAGCUAAGGCGGAGACCCUGGGGGGCGCGGGGCCCGAGCGGGCAGUCCCUUGGCUGUGUCCCGACCACUGCGACCGGACGGCCGAACUGUUCUGCAGCCGCUGCAAACGCUGCGUGUGCGCCCUGUGCCCACUGCUGGGUUCGCACCAAGGCCAUCCAGUGCGCUUAGUCCACGAGGAAGUGGGCUUCAAGCAGAAAGAUAUCCAAAAGUGCUUGAAGCAGCUAGCCUUGAAAAAGAAGCAAGAAGUUACCAACAUCAGCAAAGUGAACAAAGCUACUGCUGAUCUUAAGGAACAUUCUGAAGCUGCCAAAAUGUGGAUAACAGGAAAAUUUACUGAACUCCGGUUAUUACUUGAUGAAGAGGAAAUGGCUGCAAAGCAAUUCAUUGAUAAAAACACCCAACAGGCAUUUAGAACAUAUGAUGAGCAAGUGGAAUUGUGCCAUGAACGAAUUAAUAACAUGAACAACUUUUCCUAUAAAAUCCAAAAAAUACACCAACAAGAAGAUCCUAUUCAAUUGUUACAGGAAUAUACAGCAUCAGAAAAGGAAAUGAUGCAGCAGAUGAUUCCUACAGAAUUAUGCUAUCCAAUACCUGUCACAUUUGAGCAUGCUAAGACCUAUUAUAGGAACUUAUCCACAGCUGUUUUUACCACUCUACAGAUGUCACUGGAAGUGCGCCUUAAAGAAGACACCUGCUGCCAGCUUUCUGUAUCUUCCAAGAUAAAACCUGGUACCCUGCUGAAAACACUUUACACACCUGAACGUUUACUCUUCUUAAAAUAUGCCAGAAUCCCAACCCUGGAACCAGACACUAUGCAUUCCCGGCUACGUUUGUCUGAUGACCGUUUGACAGUGACCUGUGUUUUGAUUAGCAAGAUUCAAUUAUGUAAUCCCCAAAGGUUUGAUAAACUGUGGCAGGUGCUGAGCCGGGACUCUUUCUUUUCUGGGAGUCAUUACUGGGAGGUGGAUUUGCUCAAGUCUGGGUUAGGAUGGUGGAUAGGAGUAGCCUAUUCUUCUAUUCAACGCAAAGGAGAUUCUGAAGCCAGUCGUUUGGGGUUUAAUAGAGAAUCUUGGUGUAUAAAAAGAUUUGAUCUAGAAUACUGGGCAUUUCAUAAUGGAGAAAGGACACGAAUAACAACAGACAAUGAUCCUGAAAAGAUCGGAAUUUUCCUGGACUACGAGGCUGGAAUUCUCUCUUUUUAUGACGUAACAUGUGGUAUGACACACUUGCACACAUUUAACUCAAGAUUCCAAGAGCCGCUUUAUCCAGCAUUGAGGUUAUGGGAAGGAUCUAUAACCAUACGGAAGUUGCCAUAGGGCCCACCUAAUCCUAGGAGACAGCUGAUCCCAGCUUAAGUGAUGAAGGGCAUAGGAAGGUACUCUUUUUGUGCUAUAAUGAGAAUAAUAAUGGUAGUAACUAACAUUUGUACAGCACUUAAAAGUUUGCAAAGUAGUUUAUGUACACAUUAUUUCAUUUGAAUCUCACAGGAAUCCUGUGAGAUAGAUACUCUUGAUAUUAUUAUCCCAUUUUACAGAUGUGGAAAUUGAGAUCCACUGACUUCCUCAUGAUCGGAUAGUUAAAAUAUUGGAGGAGAAAUAUGAAGCCAGAUCUUGCCAAUUCCCAAGUUCAGAGCUCUGUCCCCUAUGUUGUCUUGAGAGUAGGGAUAGCAAAGCCACUGACUGUUUUUCAGCCCUCUAGCACCAUCCAUCUUUUUGUCCAAUCAAACAUAUAAUCAGAUUAGCAAGUCUCUGUGAAGGAAAACAAAGAUGUGGAUAGCGUUGUUGCAAACAAUUUUGUGGUAUGUUUAAAGCAAGCAUGAAAGUUUAAAGCUAUUACUUUAGGCUGUAUAAGAAUAUGGAUAUGUCAAGUGCAAUAGCUAAGGAUGCUAGAGAGUAAUGUUUAUUAGUACUAACUAAUAGUAAUAACUGUUGGCAUAAACAUUACUAUUUUAUACUAGGUAUUAACACUAGGUACUAAUGUUUAUCACUAUUAACUAGUAGUAAUAACUAUUAGCUUUAAAAUUACUAUUAGUGUUAUUAAACCAGAUAGUAAUGAUAAUGUUAGAUAGUGAUAUUUAUAUAUAAUACUACUAACUGCUAACAUUACUAGUAAUAUUAAUAUACUAGGUAAUAAUGUUAAUGCUAGGUGGAAAUGUUAUGACAUAAAACAAAGAAAAAGAGAUUAGGCCCAGAAUAUUCAAUCCAUUCCUUUACAAUAUAAGCCUUGAAGAUUGCACAGUACUUCACUAACCUUCAACCUGGAAUGGAUAUCUCACUACUUUAUGCUGAUGUUUUAUUCAGCUGACCAAAUUGUUCAUGUAGAUAAAAGGAGACUCCAAAAAUGUGAUAUUGUAUUAGAAUUACUAGUAGUUUGUGUAACUGCAGACUCGAAACUAAACAGAAAACUUAAAAUGUAACUUAAAAUAUGUCUUAGAUUGAUGGACUGCAUAUAGGUCAUUCUAAUCAAGAAUGUUGGUAUCUGGCAAGUAGAUGAGCAAAUUAGAAAAAUUAAGGGGAAAAAACCUGUCAUACGAAAUCAAAUAAACUGAAUUUUUUCUGA